UAAAACGAGUUUGAAUGAAAUUUGCUCGUCAAUAUGUUUCAACUAUAUAAAGCAAUGGUAAUAACAAUAGCCAUUAGUGUGAUGGCUACGUAUAUGUUUGUUUGCUGUUUUGCUGUCUUUGCUUUUGAGGAUGUACCAUCAAAUGACGAAGUUAUGACUGGCAAGGAUCAUGCAUUUUCGUGUGUUGUUAGCGGUAUGAUGUACGAAGAACUGACUUGGUUUAAAGAUGGUAGGCAAAUACAUUUAACAGCAGACGUAGACGAAAUACGAAUUUCUAUAGUGAAAAACGAAUUAUCUAACGGAAAUUUGUCAACAUUAGUUAUAGAUAAUGUAAUACGAAGUGAUGCUGGGCUGUAUCAAUGUGUUGUCAUAUUACCGACAUCUGCAUCUGUGCUGGACCGUUCACCAGAAGCUGAGUUAAAUAUUCUUUCCUUGCCAGCACCAGAAUAUCCAAUUUGUUCUGAGCCAGAAAGUGAAAUCAUUUCAGGAUCGACGGUAAAAUUAACAUGUGUUUCUGAAAGGGUUCAUCCACCUGUGAGUUUACAAUUUAUCCGCAACUCCAAACCAGUGAACACGGGGAUAACAUUCACAAAAACAGCUAACUUGGUAACACUUCAGUUUGCAAAAAUAACAACAAAAAUUGACAAUGGUGACGUUUACGAGUGUUAUCAAUAUUCUUCACUUGAUUUGAAUUAUCAGAAAUCAUGCAGGACGAAGCCUUUAAACAUACAAUACAAACCCGAGAUAAAAUUACAACAUACUAAUCCGGUAUUGCCUGGAAGAGAAACGAUUCUCUUUUGUCAGACAUUCGCUAACCCUCCUGUUUCACAUUAUCAGUGGACAUCAGUGCCUCAUUUAAAAGCGGAAGAUAUAUUUACUGAUGGAAAUGGACAAGUAUUGAAGCUGUUACGACCUUCAUUAAAACAAAGUGGAACAAAUAUAACGUGCAUUGCUACUAAUGAAAUCGGACAAGUAUCAUCCUCUAUAGAAUUACAAGUUUCUCAAACAAUAAGAAAUUCAGAAAAUAAUAAGAAUCCACACGAAUCAACAAGUAAUCAAAUGACAGAAAUGUCAAAUAAAGGAAUUGGUUUAUCAUUGGAUGUUGUUAUCAUCAUUGCUGCCGGUGUUGUUAUUAUUGUUGUACUUGUUGUUCUAGUUCCCGUUUAUCAUUAUUGUUUGUGUCGUAACAAUAACAUAACCACAAUUGAUUCUUUAGGAAAAGAAGUAACUCAGCCUGAAGUGUAUUAUGAGGCCAGGGAGGGAGUUAUUUUAAGACAUACGAUACAAGAUCGUUCCUUGCCUCGUGUACCCACUACUGAAGUGUAUGGUCAUUGGAGACAUUCAACAGCUUCACAAGUUCCCAAUGAUCUUGAGUCACAUAGUUACACGUACAUCGAUACCGAGAACGAUUGAUGUUUUUUUUAUUUUUGAUCAUGAUUCAUAUUUUUACCCACAAUAAUAUAGUGAUAAUAACUCUCAUCAUUAUUCUGUGCUAUUGUUCGCCAAUCUACAAAUGAUUUAAUUAUAAUCUAUUUUAUUUUAAUUACAACAAAUAUCAACGGUUUGUUAGAUAUGUAGUGCAAUAAUUCAAUAAGAUAUUGUAUACGUGGUUUUCAUUACAUUCACAAUCUUACACUGUGAUUCUGGUGUAUUAUAAUACAUAAUGAACAAGUAUAAUAACAUUAUUAUAUUAUGUUGUCAACAAUGCUUAGAUAAUGGGUACAUUGAUAUUUGGUUGCUGUCAUGCUGUUCUUUUAGGAUGUAUCAUCAGGAGACCGAUUUAUACUUGGUGAAGAUUAUGCACUAUUGUACGUUGUUGAUGACCGUACGUCGUUACGUAUAAAAAAAUAUACACGUUUAAAGAUAGUACGCAGAUAUAGUUGACAUGUUAUGAAAAUGGUAUUGUUUAUAGACGCUGGAUAUAUAAAUGCUUAGUAAUAUCUCAUUAAUCGAUUUUGCAGAUAGUUCAUUAAAUGUGAACAAUUAUCAUUUCCUUACCAGCACCAGAGUUUUUUUUUAAAUUAUAAUUUCUAUUCUCUGUUCCAGGCCUAAAAUGUGGUAUGAUAACAUUAUUGACGGUUACAUUUACAUGUAUCUCUAAAAGAGUUUAUCCAGUGACUCUACAAUAAAUACUAGGACAAAUUUGGUUUAAAGGCGGGUUUCUAGAUGCUUUAUAGACUUUAAAUCAUUGGUAAUACUAAUGUUUAGUUUGAUGGGUACAUUUAUAGUACAUAGGUCUAUUUGCAGG
Molecule: messenger RNA, 2248 nt
Organism: Anneissia japonica
Lineage: Eukaryota; Metazoa; Echinodermata; Crinoidea; Comatulida; Comatulidae
Product: hemicentin-1-like
Exons: 1
Coding region: 34-1413 (459 amino acids)
Source: RefSeq, a predicted model, not a curated record